CCUAGUACAUAUCAAGCGAUCACGCGUACCUAAUAUUCAUACCAAAGUGAACUGAUUGAGGCAAAUGUAAAAUCUUACUUUUUAGCCUCGAGUUUCGCCGUAUAUACUGAAUGAGCCAACGGGUCAUUGUAUAGUGUCACUGGGUGAAAGCUGGCCUUGUUCAAGCAAGCCUAAUCUCCUUAUACUGCCAGCCUUCUGUUAAAGCACCGGACACGGGGACACAUAAUCAAUUCCCAGGUGUUUGAGGAGAUAUUCGUCAGGAUCACCACCAUGGCCAUCUAUCCCGCCGGCAAAAGCACACGCAUAGACUCCCCCCGACACCUCACUCUUCGUCACUCACGACGUCUUAUCGCUGCUCACCAACGCCAGACAAAACGUCUCCUCCGCAGCUCGGCUGAAGACAGUAGUGGCGAUGAGGACGAGGUCGACCCUCUGCCUCCCGGCCAAGAAAAGUUGAACGCAUAUUGGGUUCCGGGACUUGAAGCCGGCCAACAACACCGCAUCAACGUUUCUCAGACGAUCAACGCGAAUAACGGAGAAAGCCCGCUAACUCUAACAGCGGAGCAAGACUUCUUUGUUGAUGCGCCGCAGUUUACGUUGCCAGAUGGCUCCGUACACUCAACUUAUCCGCCGCCAGGCUAUAGCGAUGACCAUCGCAUUCUACCCCACGUGGUCCUAACCGAUCCCCAUCUUCCAUGGGAGCGAUUGGGAAGCCCUAGUGAAGGCACGAACACGCAACUCAAGUCAAGAAUCAGAACGAUGACUGCAAAUGGAGAAGCCAACCCAGUCCGUAACCGUGUUCCAUGGCUCGUGAUCUUCUCCUUCUCACAAGACGAGCUGCGGUUGCCUCCUGAAGACUUGGACGCGAAUACAGGCAUAUUUCGAGACACCAGCGCUGGUGUGAUAAAGCCGAUUAAGCAGUCAUCGACUAUGACUAUCAACAUGAGUGUUGACGAUCUGUGGAAGCUGGAUAAUGUCGCAUAUCCUGUCACUAGGGAGUUGGUGCCAAGCGGCAUGGAGAGCAGUCGUGGAGACUUCAUUUUCGUCAAGCCUGAUCUAUUCAAAAGCCUCUUCUCGACCUUUGACGCAGACAACAAACAGGUAACCGGUAACAAGCCAAACACCUCCCAGUACCAAUACUUAGCACAUGUGCGUACAAUCAACAGCUCGGGUAUGGCGCUCGCAGGUGUCGAAGAUACAGCUGUCUUCAGUAUCGUUGUGGGCAAUCGGGCAGGACCGCUUGACAACGCCUCACCUACGACUAUGUGUGUGCAUCUUGUCUCAAUCGAGGGCGUUGAGGGAAUGAAUUUCCCAACUAGCGACCAACGAUACGUCGCUCUCUGUUCGCUGCACAGUUGGAAUUAUACGGUUCUACCGCCUGGGUUACUGAACGUACCGGAUGCUUUUGAGCAUCUAGGGAGCACGCUAGAUGUGCUUCGUACCCGGGAGAGCAUCAUCGCUCCCCUGCGGACCUCCAGCAGUGAUGCCGAAAAACGAGUCGCUCGUCGCCUUAACGACGGUUAUACUAUGACGAAAUAUUACACUCAGACGGGCGAGACCACUGUCGCGCUCUAUAGAGGACCGUUUACGCCUACGUAUGUUCCACCGCUAGAAAAUUUAUCAAGGUGUUCAAACUCUGGCGUCGACUUGCAGAUACUCGAUAAGGAUUUGGGAAUCAUGGACAUCACGUACUCCGUAGCGUGGCAGACUGGCCGCACUAUGGCCCUUGCCGACGAGUCUUUUACCGCCGCGUUAUGUCGCUUGAGGAGUUUCAUCCACAAAGAAGGAUCCGACGAAGCCAAAAUGCAGACCUUGAAAGAGUUCAACGAUUCUGGCAUACGUACAAGAGAGGAGGUGCUCAGAAACCUGUCCAACACAGUGGACAGCCUCGCAGCGCUCCACAUCAACAGUGAUCCAAUGACGCAGCCAGAGGCACAACAACCAGCUUUUACCGCUGGAGGGGCCAAAAAACGCUGGUUUCGCCAGCGACUUACACAUUCUCAGAUUCCUGACCUGGGGUUGAACUCACGAGCUAUUAAGGAGAAAUACCCAGCUGCCGCGCGAAAAGCUGUGAAAAAGGUUGCGCAAAGCACAUCGGGUGGAUUGUACGACGAAACGAACGAUCCAUUAUCAACGGAUUGGAUGAUCGUUCUGGCUUGGCUAGUCGAUAGGAUGUUUCUGAAGGGCGUACCAGCGCAUCUCUUGGUAGCGGACCCGACACACCUAGAACCCGAAAGUCUUCGUUUCUUCCGUAUUGAUAGCAAUUGGAUUGACGCGUUGAUAGACGGCGCACUCUCCCUUGGGAAUCAUUUUGGUGUGGAUGUCGAGCGGUCAAAGAUCAAGGAUGGACUUAACGAAUACAUCCAACACAAGCCUGUCGGACACGAGCACAGCGUGCAGAUCCCUACAUACGGCUUCUAUCUUCGCUCAGACUUGGUCACUAUGUUCCCAGACUUACGAGUUGAGGUUCUAGCAGACGAGGCUGCGCUAAUUAGCGCCGGCGAGGACCCUCCAACCGGUGCUCCGUUACUCCUUCAUGAAAUUGUGACGGAUGGCGUAAUGAUGGCCUAUAUGGACCGCAUCCCAGGGUCUCCUCAAUUCUCAAGUCUUGUGUUCACCCAACCGGCUCAUCAGCAGCGCUUCGCUGCAGCUCGGGGACUUGAUUCCACCCAAAUAAAGGUUGAUAUCCGACGCCAAUACACAGUGGACCAAACUACUAGAGAAACAGACGGUAACAGGCAAGAUGCGCUCAUCGAAUUUCUCUACCAUCCACCCAGCAACACAACCUCGGCGACGGAUAAUGAACCUUCCCCAAUGGCCGGUGGUGUUCCUUCAGAAGACAAGGGCUCUUCAGACAACAUUUUUAUCUGGGAUUCAGAACCGGGUAGUGGGCUCAACGACCUACGAAUCUUGCGAUUGCCUCAAUUUGCCAACGUUCAGCUCCAAACCCUACAAGAAAGAAUGGGAAGUUAUGGUGAGGGCGAUGACAGCAAGCCAUACUUCAAUGAGAAUGCAUCCACAUCUGCCUUACUUGCCAUGCAGCUGAAUGACCCCAUAUAUAAGCUCGAAAUUGAUCUCAAAGGUCAUCCAAAUGCAAGCAGCAUGGCAAGCCUAGGACCUCCUGGUGAUGUCGGUAUAAGAAGCCCUGAGAUCAGGACACUGAAGCAGCUUGGGACAUCUUACGUGAAGAGGCUUACCGUCAACGACGGAAGAAGUAAUGACAUCCACGAAGCAUCCGAUGAGGCUUCCGACUCAGACGACGAAGGUGAAUCGACAUUCGAGCGUCAUAGCGGCUACGAACCUUCAUCGGUAGCUCUUUCGACGAAUCUAGCUCCUCACAUCCGAGCCCUCCCAAUUGUCACUAAGGCUCUCACAGCCACAGGUAUCCGCGACGACACCGUUCCAGUCUCGGAAACUCAAGGCUCUAGUAAAAAGCCCAACGUGCCAGAUUCAGGGGACCCAGCCUCAGCACCGCAGUACGACAUAACCAUCAGCAGCAACUCCAUCGGGAACUGGAGUAUAAUCCAGCUGACCGAGCACAACCUAAACCAAGACAUCAUCUUCUCCAUCCUGCUGAGCAAGAACACCACGAACCAAUACAUGCUCGUCGAGCUGGACAUCUCGAUCCCGCUCGGCCCAGCAAAGGCCUCGCCCAGCGAUCCGCGGAACUUCCUGAUGCCGACGUACGUCGGGCCCGGCGCGCACAUGCUGACGAACCUGCGCUUCAACGUGCUACCCUCCAUCACCGGCAACGACCAGCCCGUGCUGCAGCUACGCGUGCUCCCCCGCGCAGCGAAAGGCUGGAUCGACGCGAGCACGGUCAAGGAGCUUAGUUUCCUCCUUGGUCUGGCCCCGAUUAAUCAGCCCCAGGGCGCUUUCACCCAGGUCGAUGUCCAGUCUUGGGCCGUCUACUGCAAGGACGCGGAGAACCCGAGGCCGGGGGUCGGGAAUACGAUUACGAUUAAGAACCCGCCUACAAGGGUUACCGUUUAUGGGUUCUAGGUUUGUUUACGAGGUUGAGGUUGUUGUUUUGGGGUGGGCUUUUGGUUUUAUUUUAUUUUUUAUGGGUUGAAGAUAGACAUAAUUACCUAGGUAGUUAGUAAGUGGAAGUAAAUUGAGUUCUUUACGUUGCAUUUUUGGAUAUAAAUCUGAAGAAUUUGUGUGCC
Molecule: messenger RNA, 4166 nt
Organism: Annulohypoxylon maeteangense
Lineage: Eukaryota; Fungi; Ascomycota; Sordariomycetes; Xylariales; Hypoxylaceae
Exons: 1
Coding region: 271-4002 (1243 amino acids)
Source: RefSeq, a predicted model, not a curated record